AUGCCUUCGGCAUCGCAACUGGGAAUGGGCAGCCGGUCGAGAUCCUCUCCGUCGCUCUCCAACAACUCCACGUCUAGCUCCUCCACUGCUGCCGCCGCCGUCGCUGCCACAUCCCCGUCUCCCGUCGACCACGUCGAGCCCCCAACGUCUACGGAGCAGGCCUCCUCCCCGGCUCCAUCCACGACCUCCUCGCGCCCAGGCUUCUUGUCGCGUCUCAGCCUACCCCUCUCGCUCCGUAGCCGCAACCGAAAUGUUACCGACUUUCACAUUCGGCCGGAGGAGCCGCACCGGAGAUACGGCGCCGGCGACCACGUCCGCGGCUCUGUUGUCCUAGCCGUAGUAAAGCCCGUCCGCAUUACUCACCUCGUUGUGUCGCUGCACGGCUACGUGCGCGUCCUCAAGGACCCAACUUCGAUUGCCAAGACCCAAGGCGCGACGGUGCUACCUCUGGGCGGUGGUUCUAUGCAGCCGCGCUAUCACAGCAAUGGCCUUGCUAGUCUCUUCCAGGACGAACAGGUGUUGAGCGGCGAGGGGAGGUUAGAGCCAGGAAAGUACGAAUUCGGCUUCGACUUGGUGUUUCCAGACAAGGGGUUGCCGAGCAGCAUCGAUUUCGAACGAGGGACGGUUUCAUACAACAUUACUGCGACUCUAACAAGACCGACCUCAAUCAACCCGACCACUUCGUGCGAUCGGAAAGUAAUGUUGGUGGAGAACAUCGACAUAGGAUUGCUACCAACGCCCCCGCCGAGGACCAUCUUUUUAGAACCCAUAUCCAAGCGCACACGGAGGAAGAAGUCAAUCGUUCUAGACAAGGCUUCCAUGCCCCCGACAGAGGUGACCGAGGUUCCCCCCGAUCCGGAUGAUCCAACCGCCCCCGGUGCCUCCGACGACUCUCGCGACCCCACAGCCGACGCACGAAGCCCAAUACAGAGCGACGUACGAAGCGAAGUCAGCGGAGAUAGUGCCAGCACCGGCGUGAGCCGGAACGAUCUUUCCCUGUCGCAGAUCGGGACAUUGACAGCAUCUGCUAAGCAGCAGGCGGUGGACAAGAAGACCAUUACAGCGACUGUUGAGCUCCUAAGAGGAGGUUGUUUACCGGGCGAUGCCGUCACGGUGCGAAUUUCAGUCCAGCACAUCAAGCACGUCAAGAGCAUGUCGGGUAUUAUUGUGACAUUGUACCGACAGGGGAAGAUUGACAGCUCCCCGCCAGCGUCAUGGUUCAGCGACGACAUGAGUAAGGAGGACCUUAAGCGGGCCGAGAGGGAGGACAUAUAUCCACGAUCGCGGACUGGCCUUGGGGGCCUCUCCCUAUCAUCAUCGGGCUCCACGAGCAUGUUUCGCAAGGAUCUCGACCAGAAUACAGCGCCUCUAAUCAUGGAUCCGACUACCUUGCAGACCUCGGUAACGGUCUCAGUCAAGCUACCUGAUGACUCGUUCCCAACGAUCAAGAGCGUUCCGGGGGAGAUGAUCAGCUUCAAAUACCUGGUCGAGGUUGUCGUCGAUCUCGGCGGAAGAUUAGCGAAUCAACUGCAAGGCGGCCCCUCGUCCCGGUUUGGAACAUUCGGCCAUGGGAAUUCAGAACCUAGCCCAUUUGUGUAUGGUCCGAGGAGGGGAAUUAACAUCGCUGAUACAUCACAACUACGACGCGAGAAGGGUGUCAUAUCGGUGUCGAUGGAGACGUUGGUAGGCACAACGGACUCGUCGAGGGGUCGCAAGAGGUCAAGAGCAUCGCCAUCGUCACGAAGGAUGGCUAUGCCAGAGAGUGAUGACGAGGACCCCGGCCGCACAGAGAUAGGAUAUGUGGAAGAUAUGCCCUACGAAUAUCAGGCCAACGGUCAGCUCUCGCCUGUUGGCUAUUUCCCGGCUCAAAUGAACGGGAACCGUCAUCCGCAACCUCACAUACUCCCUCCACAGCCAUACUCACCCCUAUUACCGUCACACCCGUCACAACAUUUACCACUAGGCCAGGGAGACUUCCAGACAGCCAAUGGGUUCCCUCCACCCGCAAUUCCUGCCUACGUUCCUCCACCUCAGAUUCCAGAGCAGGAUGAGCUCUCUGAGAAGGACCGGAUUCGCCAGGCCGAGACCAGACUCUUACCAAGUGCACCUCCGGCAGCCGGGCCAUCUAACAGCAAUGACGAUGACAAUAUCUACGAUGCAGAAGACACUUCCCGAGCUCCGCCCCUCGAAGCCAUAUUCCGGCCUAAUGAUGCCGAUGAUGCCCCGUCGGCACCUUCGCAAGACGAAAUCGCAAAUGCAACAGCUCCCCCAGCCAACCGGUUGGAGGAUAAGCAAGAGCAGGAGCGCCAUCGACUGAUGAACGAGGCCAGCGCGCCGCCCGAGUUCCCAGAUGAUGUCGACCAGAGGAAUAGUGGUCCUUCGUCGAGAGAGAUGGCCCCCGAGAUGGCUCCCGAUGCGGAGCCAAGUGCACCAAGUGCACCAUUGCUCGACGAGUUGGAUGAUUUUCCGGGAAUUGGCCCCGUGGCGGGCCCAUCCGGAAGCGGCAGCCGUGGUAAUGGAGAGCAAUUGCCGGCCUAUCAACGAUGA
Ilyonectria robusta is the source of this 2547-nucleotide messenger RNA. RefSeq lists its product as uncharacterized. The transcript is spliced from 2 exons. The record is from RefSeq and is a predicted model, not a curated record. Gene Ontology annotation, cellular component: cytosol; plasma membrane; cytoplasm. Gene Ontology annotation, molecular function: protein-macromolecule adaptor activity; ubiquitin protein ligase binding. The coding region runs from base 1 to 2547 and encodes 848 amino acids. Gene Ontology annotation, biological process: ubiquitin-dependent endocytosis. Lineage: Eukaryota; Fungi; Ascomycota; Sordariomycetes; Hypocreales; Nectriaceae.